Messenger RNA from Camelina sativa (false flax), 4735 nucleotides. NCBI's taxonomy places the organism in Eukaryota, Viridiplantae, Streptophyta, Magnoliopsida, Brassicales, Brassicaceae. The record is from RefSeq and is a predicted model, not a curated record.
UCUGCUGUCUUCUCUCUGCAAUUGCUUGCUGGUAAGUGGUAAGAAGGUUACUGUACUGCUACGUGACAGUCCUCACAGGUGCAUCCGUAUUAUAUGUAGCUAGCUACUGGGAACAAGAACUCUAAACGUGAAGCUAUCAUGGUUCCUGGACGAGGGUGGUGAAGGCGCAAUCAAAAAUGUUGGAGCUGAUUGCCAUCUAUGCUCUACCCAUUACGUAGGUAUAUCGUUAGAAUUCAUCCCUCUGGCUUAUGGUAGCUUCAAGAAUUGCGAUUACAACCAACACAAAUUGUGGAAGCUUCAAGGAAUUGCUGAAAAGCUUGGAGGAAUGAGAUUAUCAUGAGAUCUUUUUUUCCUCUCUCAACAACUAAAACAGAUUGUGGAAGCUUUCAGGAAUUGCUGGCAAGCAUGUCAAUGUCGAUUCUCAGGAUCUUACUGUUUUCGUUUGCAAUGGGACCUGUGAUAGCAUAUCACACGAAGGCGCACACACAAUGUUCGUCUCUUAUGUGGUAUAUGAUCUUCUACUGUAAGUGCUUCUUUUAGUUUUCUUCUGAGCUCUCACCUUUUGUUAAAUUUGAUUGGUUAUCUCACUCUUAUGUCCUGAAGCUAAUGUUAAAAAUUUUGUGCUCAUCACUCACUCUCUGGUCCUUUAAAAAAGGGAAAUGAUUGUUAAUAACGUAGUUAGCACUACCAAUCUCAUUCCUCAAAAAAUCAAAAGCCAUCACAAGGCCACGAUGAGAGAGAGAGAGCCAACACAAUUCAGAUGUUUGCCUCUGUGGCUGUUGGUGUGUAUUCCAAAAACAGGACGAUGAAUCAUAUAUUUUUCAAGGACGUACGAAAGCAUGAAGGUUUAGCACUGAGAGGGGACUUAUCUGGAUGUGAUCGAUGUCUUGCGAACUCUGCACUCCCCCCAUGAUAUUUAUUCUAAAGGAUGUAUCUCUGAAGAUCUAGCCAAUGUAUCUUAGCUGAGCUAUCAUGAUGCGUCUCUGGAGAUCUAGCAAUUUGAGCCCAGUUGAUCAUUAUCUAUCCUCGUUUUCUUAGCUUGUGUCAUGUUGUUACUCGAAGCUUCUAAAUGCCAAUGAAAAGAGACUGCAUCUGCCCAGUGAUCUGCUUCCUGCUAGUUCCAAAUCUGACAUGACUAGUGAUCCUGGUGUUGUGAGGAAUUACUAAAAUCUUUUGGUAUAGAGAAGAAGCUCAAUCGUCGUAGCAAAGACUCCAUUGAUGUUUUCGAACAAGUCAGGCAAGUCAGACUCAUUACUCACAAUCACUCAAUACGUUCGCGUCAAUUCUAGAUGAUGGAGAUAUUAUUAGGGAUGAUGCUGAAUUGUUGACCCAAAUGAUGGUAAAAUCCACUUCACUGCACCAGAAUUUAAAGCAAAACCCAAGAUUCUACUGAGCUAAAUGGAGUCCAGAAGUUUGGUUAAAAAGCUUGAAGCUAAGUUUAAGAUCGAAGAUAUGCUUAUGGGUGUGAAGAAUGAAGAAGGUUCAGUACCAAAAAGAAAAGCUUGAAGGAAUGAGAUUAUGAUGGGAUCUUGUUUUGCUCUCUCAACAACAAAAACAAAUUGUGGAAGCUUCAGGAAUUGCUUUUAAACAUGUCAAUGUUUCUCAGGUAUGGUUUAUUUUCCAGUUUAACUUAACGUUCUAGUUUUUUGCUUCUGUUUUUGUUUGCAACGGGACUUGUGAUAGCAUAUCACACGAAGACGCAUACACAAGUUUCGUAUACACAAGUUUCGUCUCUUCUUUGGUGUAGCUACGUAACAUGAGUAAUGGUUCCAGGUUCAAGGUUUUCUCAUAUCUUGAUUGAGGAAUCCAUUCUUUUGCAUAAGGCUCUAUAGCAUAAUGCAGUGGUCAACGAGCUUAUUUUGCUCUGUUAAGCAAUGGUCUUCCGUGGCUAUAUAAUGGCCAAACUGAGAUCGGUAUAUCUACAUAACAUGCGGAGUGGUUCAAGGUUUUUAUCAUUAGUCAGAUCUUGAUUGAGAUUGUUUACAAAGGGACUUGAUAGCACAUCUCACAGAGACGCUGUAGUUUUGUUCUUCAAAAUAUGGGGUUCUUCCGAGUUGUGACUGUUGGAAAACGUUUUAGUUGUUAGAUUCAUAACAUUUUUCGGUCGGGUAGUGGUUUGAGGUCUCAAAAUGUCAGAUUCCAAAAGAAAGUUGUUGGGAGGAAUGCAAAGUUGGAGAGGAAGAGAUAAGGGUGUGUUUUAAGUGGAAACUUGUUACCGAAAAGAGAAGGGUGUGUUUAAAGGGAGCCGUAAGCUGUGGGAAUGAAGCAAUAUACAUUACUCGGGUUGUUCAGGAUUGAUAACGAACAACUAACGGGAUAAAGCUAUGUAACCAGAAAUAGAAUCCCACAUGUAUAAUUUUAACUCAAGGACAUGUUAAAUGGUCGAAAUUCACCAGACUGACCGGUGAAUUUGAAUUCAUGGCUACAAAAGACGAUUCAUGGGCAUCUAUCUCAAGAAAGGCACAGUUUUUUUUAGUAUUUAACGGAGGUUAACCGCAGUUGACGACAAUUGUGAAUUUUUUUAGAAGAGAGCCGUCCGAUGAGAUUUGAAUGUGACAUGGGCCCAAAAUUAUGCCCAAAGUCCGAGAAAAGAGAGAUGGAUUCGAAAAAAACCCCAGCGAAAGCAAAAAUUUUGGAUUUGUCUUCGAAUUCGAAGGUGAGGGUCGUUCUCAGGGUUCGUCCCUUUCUUCCCUUAGAGAUAUCCGACGAGAGUGGUGACGGAGGAGGACGAUCCUGCGUUUCCGUAACCAAGGGCGAUGAUGAUGACGACUCUAGUCAUGUGACAGUUCACCUCAACGAUCCAGAUACCUGUCGAAACGAAUCCUAUCAGUUGGAUGCGUUUUAUGGGGGAGAUGAUGAUAACGUGAAGCAGAUCUUCGAUAGAGAAGUAAGCCCUUUGAUUUCAGGGAUCUUUCAUGGUUUCAACGCUACAGUACUUGCUUAUGGAGCUACCGGAAGCGGAAAGACCUUUACUAUGCAGGGAAUCGAUGAGCUACCAGGUCUUAUGCCUUUGACCAUGUCCACCGUUCUGUCUAUGUGCGAAAAGACAGGGAGUAAAGCAGAGAUUUCAUAUUAUGAAGUGUACAUGGACAGAUGUUGGGAUCUUUUAGAAGUUAAAGCCAACGAGAUUGCUAUUUGGGAUGAUAAAGAUGGUCAAGUUCAUCUUAAGGGACUUUCUAGUGUCCAAGUUGAUUCCAUGUCUGAGUUUCAAGAGGUAUACUCGUCUGGUGUUCAGCGGAGGAAAGUUGCACAUACUUGUUUAAAUGAUGUCUCUAGUAGAAGCCAUGGAGUGCUUGUGAUCUCAGUAACCUCACAAGGGUUUGUCACUGGAAAAAUCAAUCUCAUUGAUCUGGCAGGUAACGAAGACAAUAGAAGGACAGGCAAUGAAGGAAUCCGUCUACAAGAGAGUGCCAAGAUUAAUCAGUCGUUAUUUGCAUUGUCCAAUGUGGUUUAUGCUCUGAAUAAUAACCUGCCAAGAGUACCUUAUAGGGAAAGCAAAUUGACUAGAAUACUGCAGGAUUCUCUUGGAGGAACAAGUAGAGCUCUUAUGGUGGCAUGUUUGAAUCCUGGAGAAUACCAAGAAUCUCUUCGCACUGUUAGCUUGGCUGCAAGGUCAAGGCACAUCUCAAACAAUGUUUCUUUGAAUCUCAAGGUAGAGACCCCCAAGGUUAAGAUAGAUAUGGAAGCAAAACUGCAAGCUUGGCUUGAAUCAAAAGGCAAGACGAAAAGUACGCAUAGAAUGAUGGCAAUACGUUCUCCCUUGCUAAGUACAAAUCAAACUUCAAUUUUUCAAAGCUCGUUCAAGAAAUCCAUCUGUCAUAGAUCAGCCAUUGCAGGUGCUAAAUUUGCUGGCACAGGACAGAGGGACGCCUUUGUGACGGAAAGGAACUUAUUUGGUGAGGAAACUCUUGCUGCUUCACAUUUAUGGGAACCUAUACAGGAUCUGCAGUUAGAUUCUCCAACCAAAGAAGAUGAGAGAAACACAUCUGCUGAAGAGGAUCUAUUGGUAUUAGAAGCGAGCUUUAAAGAUAACCCAUUGGACCUCGAGAAGAAAUAUACUGAACUGAGUCCUCUCCGAGAAGCUCUGUCUCCGAUAGACACCAAUGCAAAACCAAAAUCAGCAGAUGGAAGCUCUCCUAUUCUGAAGCCAAUGACCCCAAAAACACCUUUUCUUUCUGCAAACCCUGAGAAUAGGCAGAUGGAAGGCACUUGCCAGAAGUUCAAUGCGUGGAGCACUAAUUUAAAGACCUCUCUCAUAAAUGAGUAUAUUCACUUCUUAAACACAGCCAAAAGAGAAGAGCUAAUGGAGUUAAAGGGAAUUGGAGAUAAGAUGGCUGACUACAUUACUGAACUCAGAGGAUCAAGCCCUUUAAAAUCGCUUAGUGAUUUAGAGAAAAUCGGUUUCACCUCAAGACAGGUACAUAACUUGUUUAAAAGAGCCACUGAAGGAAUCCUCGAGAAGCCAGUUUCUUCUGCUUCAACAACACCUUAGUUGUUUGUUUCUAGUAACAAGAACUUAUGUAUUAUGUGUGAAGUGAUUUCAUUAUUGUUUGAUCUUGUUGUGUAUUAACCAUAGACAUGGGAAUUGAUCUUAAACGUGUACUGAGCAAGAAGAAAGAAGCAAACUUGUCUACUGCAAAGACACAAAUACAAAACCCAUAAUAAUUUUGGUUUAUAAAAGUCACAUUGACAAAACAUACAGAGAUAUCUCAGUGACCACCAAACCAUAAAAACA